Molecule: messenger RNA, 521 nt
Organism: Eriocheir sinensis (Chinese mitten crab)
Lineage: Eukaryota; Metazoa; Arthropoda; Malacostraca; Decapoda; Varunidae
Exons: 5
Source: RefSeq, a predicted model, not a curated record
AGUCUAGGCCAGGGUCGCCAUCAGCCUCCGGGGACGUGACGGUCAUGUAAACACAACAGAGGCAGGAAGGCAGGGCAGGGGAGGCAGAGUUCACGCUGUCUUGUACGAUUAUCCAGGCUGUGGACAAAAAACUCAAGAUGAAGUUGCCACACAAUCUUCUGCUCUCUGCAACACUCUAUAUGUGCAUAAUGGGGAAAGAGGAUGUGGACUUUAUAGACACAGAAUCAACACAAGACAAGGAGGCGGCUCAGAAGUGUGAUGUUGGUACGAUUGUCGCUAGAAAGUUUGUUGAUGCUUUUUCUGAACUUAAAGAGGAAGCAGCAGCCAGCAGUCAGAUGCCUCACGAUGAAGACAUUAUUAACGCUGCAGAAAGUGUGUGUGAUGAUGCGUGGGAAGGGUUUCAUAGAAAUGGUAGAUCGGCCAAGAGAAACUUCGCAGCCCUGGAACUAACAGCCGAGAACGAGGAAGAAACGGUUUGGUCCCGGAGACUGCAAGACAUGUGUGAUGAGCUCAAUGGCCGA